AUGGCGGACCAGAAACCGGCGAAAGGGACCCGUCCCCAGGUGAUUAUCGAUUCCGAAGCGACAUCGAGGUCUCCGCGCGCCUCAUUGAACGAGCAGAGGGACGACGACGACGACCUCCCCGCCCACCAGCGAUCUUCGGUCACCAACGUCCCCGUAACCCCAGGGAUUCACCUGUCGACAUACCACUCGCAGCACCAGAGCCCCGCCAGCCCGGCAAGUCCCAGCUACUUCACCCGGGACCCAGCACGCGCCGACCGCCGACCGCGGAGGAUCUCGGACGCUCCAAGAGUCCAGUCGCCGACCCAGAUCGAGUUUGAAGCUGGGGCCACUUCGCCGACUGAGGCCAUCAAAGGAGCUAUGUCGCACCAGGAUGUGCUCAGGCGCAUGAGCCUGUCCUCGAGGGGUCGCCGCGAGUCCAUCAGCGAUAUCAAGGCUGGAGUGCCCGAGCUGGCCUUGACUGGGAACAUUAUAUCCACCACCUUCACUCUGCCAUACUCUGUCAAGUACCGAAGCACGGGCGAGUGGGAUCUCGGAUCUAGACGCGGCCAGUCUGCCCUCUUUGACUCCUUUGCCCACCUCUCCUCAGAUGAAGCACCCUGGAAUCACACCGUCGUAGCUUGGACCGGCGAAAUCGAGACGCCAUUCGACCCCUUGUCUCCCCCCGACACCCCACCCGACACCGUAGCCUACCCCGGCGUUAACGCGCUGUCCGCGCCGGUACCUGUGGACGGCCACGCGCCUGCUACUUCGCCCGCGCAGGAUGGCCUCUGGAUCUCUCGCGCACAUCAGUCAGACCUCGAGCAGAAGCUCUCGCAUCACAAAAAGAUCAAGACAGUACCCAUCUGGCUAUCCGACGAUGAUGAGCAGACUGACGAGGGCAUCCGCCUCAAGGACCAAACCCGUUGGAGGCGGUACGCUGAGCACGAGCUCUACACCCUCUUUCACUACAAGCAGCACGAGCCUACCGACGGCAGGGAUGAGCGUGUUCAGUGGGCUGACUACUACCGCAUGAACCUCAAGUUUGCCAACAAGAUCCUCGAAAUCUACAAGCCGGGCGACAUUGUUGUCAUCCAUGACUACUAUUUGUUGUUGCUGCCAAGCAUGUUGAGGCAAAAGGCACCCAACAUGUACAUCUCAUUCUUCCUGCACUGUCCUUUCCCGAGCAGCGAGUUCCUGCGUUGUCUGCCUCGCCGAAAGGAAGUGCUCGAGGGCAUGCUAGGUGCUAACCUGGUUGGAUUCCAAUCGUACAGCUACUCGCGCCACUUCUCUAGCUGCUGCACGCGAAUCCUCGAAUUUCCCUCGGACUCCAUCGGUGUUGACGUGUAUGGUAGCCGAGUCGAGGUGGGGGUAUUUCCCAUUGGCAUUGACGUGACCAAGGCCGAGGAGAAGGCUUGGUCUCCCACCGUCAUUGAGAAGUACGAGGCUUUGAAGAAGCUCUACGAAGGCAAGAAGAUCAUUGUUGGCCGUGACCGUUUGGAUAGUGUCCGCGGUGUGGCUCAAAAAUUGAUGGCCUUUGAUAGGUUUCUGGAGCUCUACCCCGAGUGGACGGAGAAGGUCGUUCUGAUUCAGGUCACGUCCCCGACCGCUGUCGAGGAUUCGGAGGAGGCAGAGAACAAGAUCGCUAGCAGAAUCAACGAGUUGGUCAUGAAGAUCAACGGCACCUACGGCAGUCUCGGUUUCUCGCCCGUACAGCAUUACCCGCAGUAUCUGAGCCCGGACGAGUAUUUUGCGCUCUUGCGUGUGGCUGAUAUUGGCUUGAUUACCUCGGUCAGAGACGGAAUGAACACCACCAGUCUCGAGUACGUCGUAUGUCAGCGCGAUAACCACGGCCCGCUCAUCUUGUCAGAGUUCAGCGGAACUGCUGGCAGUCUCAAAGAUGCGAUUCACAUCAACCCUUGGGACCUCUCGGAUGUAGCCAAACAAAUCGACAACGCGCUCACCAUGUCACCGGAAAAACGCCUAGCCAUGCAAGACAAUCUAUUCAAGCAUGUCACCAACCACAACGUCCAAACCUGGAUCACCAAGUUCCUUCGUAAGCUUGUGGGGACAUUGGCCAACAACCGGACCGCUAUCAAGACACCACUUCUAGAUCGGACUGUCAUGUUGAAGCAGUAUCGAGAAGCUGGAAAACGACUCUUCAUGUUUGACUACGACGGAACUCUGACACCAAUCGUUAGGGAGCCUAGUGCGGCUGUUCCUUCGGAGCGUGUCAUUCAAACCUUGAAGUCGUUAGCAGCCGAUCACCGGAACGCUGUCUGGAUCAUCUCCGGGCGCGACCAGGAGUUUUUGCAGCAGCAUCUCGGCCACAUUUCUGAGCUUGGCUUCAGUGCAGAGCAUGGUAGCUUUAUUAGACACCCUGGCCAGAACACUUGGGAAAACCUAGCAGAGAAGUUCGACAUGGCAUGGCAAGAAGAAGUCAUCGCCAUCUUCCAGAAGUACACCGAUCGGGUGCAAGGUUCUUUCAUAGAGCGAAAGCGUUGCGCCUUGACGUGGCACUAUCGCCAAGCCGACCCGGAGCAAGGUGCGCAUGCUGCUCGCGAGGCUCAAAAGGAACUGGAAUCGACCGUCGCCAAGAAAUGGGACGUCGAUGUCAUGACGGGCAAAGCCAACCUCGAGGUCCGGCCAACCUUCAUCAACAAGGGUGAGAUCGCGAAACGCCUUGUCGCGGACUAUAACUCCGAAAUCUCACAUGUGGCCGGUGAUUCCAAUCCAGAGCUCGCCAAGGAGGUGACGAGCCAAGGGAAGGUUGAGUUCGUUCUUUGCAUGGGUGAUGAUUUCACGGACGAGGACAUGUUCCGAGCCCUGAAUGGUAUCAGCGGCGUUUCACUCGCCGAGGAGACCAUCUUCACCGUCACCGUUGGAGCGAGCACCAAGGUCACUCUCGCGAGGUGGCAUGUCUUGGAGCCUUCGGACGUCAUCGAGGGCAUGGCGCUACUUGCCAACGUGGGCAUCAGCGGCGAGAUGGGGGACAAUGUUCUGAGCCAGAACAACCUGGCCGCGGUAGCUGGGCUGGAGGGGAAGAUUCCGGAUGCGUGA
Molecule: messenger RNA, 3036 nt
Organism: Neoarthrinium moseri
Lineage: Eukaryota; Fungi; Ascomycota; Sordariomycetes; Amphisphaeriales; Apiosporaceae
Exons: 2
Coding region: 1-3036 (1011 amino acids)
Biological process (GO): cellular response to heat; trehalose biosynthetic process; fungal-type cell wall organization
Cellular component (GO): cytosol; alpha,alpha-trehalose-phosphate synthase complex (UDP-forming)
Molecular function (GO): catalytic activity
Source: RefSeq, a predicted model, not a curated record